AGCCCAGUCUUCCUAUAUAUAAUCGGCUCAUCUUCCAGAGAUCUCGUUUCUGUUGCUUUAUUACAAUCUCGAAGGUUUCCGUAUAGAUCGAUCGCUCAAUCAAUCAGUCCAUCAAAUGGCGGAGAAGAGCUUCAAGUACGUGAUUCUCGGUGGUGGAGUCGCCGCUGGUUAUGCGGCUAGGGAAUUUGCCAAGCAAGGAGUUAAGCCAGGGGAGCUUGCUAUUAUCUCUCAAGAGGCGGUUGCUCCUUAUGAACGCCCUGCACUUAGCAAGGCAUACCUGUUUCCUGAGUCACCUGCAAGACUUCCAGGAUUUCACGUCUGUGUUGGCAGUGGUGGGGAGAGGCAGCUUGUUGAGUGGUAUGCAGAGAAAGGAAUUGCAUUGAUCCUCAGCACACAAAUAGUGAAGGCAGAUCUUGCCUCUAGAGCUCUCAUCAGUGCAGCUGGAGAAACUUUCAAAUAUCAGAUAUUGAUCAUUGCAACUGGUUCCUCUGUUAUAAAGUUGACAGACUUUGGUGUGAAAGGUGCUGACGCCAAAAACAUCUUCUACUUGAGGGAAAUUGAUGAUGCUGAUAAGCUUGUUGAAGCGAUUAAAUCCAAGAAAAAUGGAAAGGCUGUACUUGUUGGAGGAGGAUACAUAGGUCUUGAGCUGAGUGCAGCAAUGAGAUUAAACAACUUUGACGUCACCAUGGUGUACCCGGAACCCUGGUGCAUGCCUCGGCUUUUCACGGCUGGUAUAGCUGCUUUCUAUGAAGGUUUUUAUGCAAACAAAGGAAUUAAAAUUGUUAAGGGAACUGUAGCUGUUGGGUUCACUGCUGAUGCCAAUGGAGAGGUAAAAGAAGUAAAACUGAAGGAUGGUAGGGUGCUAGAAGCCGACAUUGUUGUUGUUGGCGUUGGAGGUAGACCACUUUCGGUGUUGUUCAAAGGACAGCUUGAAGAGGAGAAAGGCGGAAUUAAGACUGAUGGUUUCUUCAAGACAAGUGUUCCUGAUGUGUAUGCAGUGGGGGAUGUUGCUACUUUCCCGUUGAAACUGUACAAUGAGAUGAGAAGAGUUGAACAUGUUGACCAUGCCCGCAAAUCUGCUGAGCAAGCUGUGAGGGCUAUCUUUGCAAGUGAACACGGGGAACCAAUUGACGAGUAUGACUAUCUUCCGUACUUCUAUUCCCGCGCCUUCAGUCUGUCAUGGCAGUUCUACGGCGACAAUGUGGGUGAGGCAGUGCUAUUUGGAGAUAACAACCCAGCAUCAGAAAAUGCCAAGUUCGGUUCAUACUGGAUCCAAGAUGGGAAGGUAGUGGGUGCUUUUCUCGAGGGCGGGACCCCUGAAGAAAACAAGGCUAUUGCCAAAGUUGCAAAGGUCCAACCCCCGGCCGGGAGCUUGGACCAAUUGGCAAAGGAGGGUCUCACCUUUGCAGCCAAGAUUUAACAUUUCCCCUAACAGGAAGCUUUGCAUGAAUCAUAAUGUUUGGUUUGCAUCUCUUACACUGUCUACUGAGCCUGUGAUCUUGCUCUAUGUUAGUAAAGUGAUGGUUUCUUCCUUUACCCUGUUUUACGUAAAUUAUGCACCCCCAGUUUGUAACUUUAUGGUCUAUUUCGUUACUCCUUUUUUCCAAGUAGUUUUGAAAAGCUUUCUGGAUUUUGCUUGCUUUUUUAUUUAAUAAAACAUAUUACUACCAGCUGAAUAAGCAAUUGCAGAGCA
Diospyros lotus (date-plum) is the source of this 1693-nucleotide messenger RNA. Its product is annotated as monodehydroascorbate reductase. The record is from RefSeq and is a predicted model, not a curated record. NCBI's taxonomy places the organism in Eukaryota, Viridiplantae, Streptophyta, Magnoliopsida, Ericales, Ebenaceae. The coding region runs from base 116 to 1420 and encodes 434 amino acids. Gene Ontology annotation, cellular component: cytoplasm. Gene Ontology annotation, molecular function: flavin adenine dinucleotide binding; oxidoreductase activity, acting on NAD(P)H. The transcript has 10 exons.